AUGCUUGUCAAAAAGGACAAAUGCUCAAAGGGGACGCAGUAUUGCCAAACCAGCGACGACUUGAAUUCCACGAGUAUUGUGCUCGCGGUGGUGAUACCCGUCGCCGUGGUGGCAAUGGUGGUUGCGUUUUUCAUCUGGAGAGCCUGGAAACGUAAUAAGAAGGAGGCUCUUGACGACAAUGAUCCCGACUUUUAUGGGGACAACACAGUGUUACCGGACUAUCCAACCAAGGAGGAAAUAUUCGCAGCCAGAAACGCGAGCGAAAACCCAUUCGAUGCGUCUAACGCUCGUUAUCCACAAGCAGUACUUGACGAAAAGGACCAGAGCUCCAAUAAUAAGGCAGGAUCUUAUUAUAACACGUCUCAAUUAAGUCUCGGAACAGAUAACAUGCUGGGAACCCCCCGUGGUCACGUGGAGUCCUUUGUUUUGCCGCGUGUCGACGACUCCACCUCCAAGCAUUCCCUGGAUCAGCUUUCUAGACAGCUUGGGGGCGUUUAUCCGGGUUACAAGGUGCCAGAGAGUGCUCGGUUCAGCUCUAAUAAUCAUUCGAGGAGGUCCUUGUUUUCAGAAAACUCUGGAGAUCUCACUGGUUUUGAGAGAUCCACUGAGGACUUGGGCAGAACUCUUGGGCCACAUAGCUCCGACAAGUCUCCUGAAACUCCUCAGAAGUCCUCAACAGUGUACUCUCAACCCGAUAAUACUUUUUCCCCGCCGACUUCUGGUCCACCUGGUGACCCAGAGGAAUCUGACGAUGAUAAGUUCUACGAGACAACCGAUCCAGGGCACCGGAUGUCCUAUGAUGCUGACGAUAGUCACAAGUACUCGUUCGACGACACAGACGCUUCUGUGGCUCAUCGUCACAGUUGCAAUCAAGAUGCAAACGUUCAGCCUCAGGACAUUGAGCCAGAUCAUGAGGAUCCCGAUCAAUUUGCAUCCGAUUACGUUCCAGAAAUUGUGCCAUUGGAGGAGCAUACAAAUGUGCCAGAGAACGAGAUGGUAUCCAGCUCUCCGGUAAGUAAAGCUCUUCCAGAAGCUGAAACUGCGGAGGUUCCCGAUUUGAACGAAGUUCUCGUAGCAGAACAUAUACCGAUUUCCCCUGAAGAGGAGGAACAGAUCAACAGAAUGAAGUCUGUCUACAAAGUUUAUUUCUCAAGAGAGAACUCUCUGAAGUCGAAAAAGUCAAACCACAUGUUUUUCGAAGACCAAGACAUGCCACCUUUGCCGCAGCUGCCGCAAAACGAGGAGCAAGAUUCAUCACAUCAGCCGGAAUAUGCAAGCGAGCCAAGCCAGGAAAAUGACGUCUCCGCACAACAACAGGGCGAAGAGACGGAUUUCGAAUACGCUAAUGGUAAUGGCAGACCGGAGCUGACAUUGGACACUUCUAUAAACGAUCAUCGUGCAAGUUACGCGUCAUCUGUCUACUUGGACAACGGAGCCGUCCCAGUGCAACAGCAAGGCCACCCAUUCUAUCCUCACCAGCAUAUCCAGAACAUUCUGAACCAGCAACAGUCGCAGGCGCAUUACUACCGGCAGAUGGCUGCACAACAGAGAAAACCCCAGCACUAUCCAGUCAAACAGAAGCUGGAAAACCUUCCAUCGCCCCACGAACUAAACAACCGAAACUCUACUUUGGAGACCUUCACACAGUUCGAAAAGCAACGCAAAUACACCGGCAAGAAGGGCCAGUCUCCAGCGGUGAUGCAGCAGAACUUCAGUCCUAUUGAAAACACGCAAUGGGGGCCAAGCCAGACGAAUUCGUCGCAGCCUUCGCCUCACCAGAUCAGAGACUCAAUUGCAAUGUUCAACCCUGUGGACAUCAACUACAAAAAGACUUACAAGCCUAGCGGAACGCUAGCCGAACAGGUCCGUAAGGUUUCUCCUGGUGCGAGGUCGUUCUCUCCAACGUCUUCCAGAUUUGCAUACGACGACCAGACGAUGCCGCGGCCAAUGACCCGAGCGGGUUCUGAGACCCUUGUUCCGAAAUCUGGCUCUCAAGCCGAUCUUAGAAAAUAUGUAGACAAUGCCAACCUAUAG
Ogataea angusta is the source of this 2034-nucleotide messenger RNA. RefSeq lists its product as uncharacterized. Bases 1 to 2034 code for a protein of 677 amino acids. The record is from RefSeq and is a predicted model, not a curated record. The transcript has a single exon. NCBI's taxonomy places the organism in Eukaryota, Fungi, Ascomycota, Pichiomycetes, Pichiales, Pichiaceae.